Molecule: messenger RNA, 502 nt
Organism: Rhizophagus irregularis DAOM 181602=DAOM 197198
Lineage: Eukaryota; Fungi; Glomeromycota; Glomeromycetes; Glomerales; Glomeraceae
Source: RefSeq, a predicted model, not a curated record
AAAAUGCGUUCUGUCAACAUCAAUUGUCUAGUUCUAGGAAUGCCAUUCAGAAAUAUAAUCUCUAUCAAAAUUAAAGAAAACGAAACGAUUGGCGAACUCAAAAGACGUAUUAAAGCUGAAAAAGAUUACUUCGAAACUGCUGGCGCAAGCGACCUCAGAUUAUGGCGUACAAAUACUCGUAUAGGAAGCAGUAAUGCAAUUCCUUCUUUUGAUCUUUCCGAUAGCAACGAAAUAUUGUCAUAUUUUCAAAUCAAAGAUAUUUGGAAAGAAGAUCCUCCCAAAUCUAAUCUCCACAUAGUUGUUAAAAUCGAAGGUUAGUGUUGCUUUUUGCUUACGUUGGUCUUCCAUUACAAUAAAUAACAAAAAUACUUGCAAUCAGUUGUUGCCCUCAACUGUAUAAUUUCUGGAUACCCUUCUGAUACGUAUUACCGAUUGAAAUUUCUAUAAAAAGAAAUGUUGGCGAACUUAAGUCUAUGAUCAAAAAAUGAUGGAAACCUCUCUU